CGAGGCCUUUUUUUUUUUCUUUCCUUUUUUUGUUAUCUGGACCAGCUCCACCUCAACCAACGGUAGAGCGUACAACCAACAUCAUUGAGCAUUAUUUGUUUCCAUUCUCAAAAUGCAGCCGUCGACUUGCAUUGGUUGACUGACGAUUUAUGCAUCUCGCACCAACGACAAGCCAAUCACAUCCACUCGCAGGCACGCGCCAAUCUCGUUUCAACGUUUUAACGAGCCAUGACCCCCCUGCGGCAAAGCCAAACAAGGGCCUUUUUCAACGUCACUUUCCAACGCCUUUUGGUAGGCAUGGCACGUCCCCCUCCCCCCCCCCCAUUAACACAAGCCAAUAUUGAACAGGGUGCCCACGCGCGUCAGACGCUAUGGUCAAAACGGUAAAUCGAUGUAUCAUUUGGGGAUCAAAAUUUCCACUUUUACAAUGCGCCCCCCCCCCCUCUCACACGCGAGCAGUUGGUCGCUGGGCGAUGAAGUCGUUGGUCUGGUCUGGUUUCGUCUGGAUGGUCCUUUUUCAAGCUACCGUCGGAGACCGCCGGGAUAGACUCAUAUGGCAUAGACGCUCUGAGUCUGACACCGAAUCGGCAAUUCCUUACAUGCAAGGUACUUUGUAUGCAGGCGCGUGUUGGAAUGGCUGCUGCGGACAAGAAUGUUCCACGAGUGAAGGUAUGGAUAGCCUUGCCGGCACUACGGCUUAUAUGGGUGGAUAGGAAGGUGGGUGGUGAGCGGCAAUUAGCCUAUUUCGCGCGCUGCGGCAUCGCCUCAAACCUGGUCCUCCGCUACUGCGCGCGAUAAGGAGUCCAAUGAGGUGAUGUGCACACGCAGGGCUGGCGUUGGCAUUUGCAGAUCACUGCUUUCGCUAAAGCCAACAUCAGACGAGUUCCAAGCUGGGGGUGGUCGUUUGUAGAAAAUCAUGGCUUCGGCUUCCCGUCCCGCGAACCCAGAGCCACAAUCCGCAAUCUGUGGCACUGGCACAGCCGCUAUCUACAUAGUAUUACCUACCUUGUCAGCACCCACCGGCUCCUCUCGCCUAUGCCCCGGCGCACGCGUGGCUGGUUCGAGAUUUAUCGUCGCUCGUCACCAACACCCGCCCGCCACCUCCACGGCGGCCUACAGCUUCCGUGGAGUCGUGGAGUUCCAAUCGUGGCCACUAGGGUUUGACGAUGCGGCAACGCCCACGUGCAUGGCAGGUGGCGGCAAGCCUCUCGAUGUGAAUAAAGAGAUGGAGCAACUAUAUAUCGCCUUCAAGGCUUCCAACGGCUUUCGUCGGUUGACGUCCAUCCCCACGAGCCAGAUGAAGCCCAUUGUUCAUCACAUGCAACACGAGCCAACCACGCCCUGUCUUUUUACGGGUCGGAUCAGGGCCCCAGAUCAACUCUUGCGUGCUCAGCAGUCCGCAGGCUCCGCUUCAGACAACGUUAGAGCAAGCAGCAUUCUUACGAAUACGGCUGUCAGCACAGGGGUGGCGAGCACCCAAGCCUGGACUGCCGAUGCUUGUGCGGCAGCCAACGAAUAA
Molecule: messenger RNA, 1519 nt
Organism: Pyricularia oryzae 70-15
Lineage: Eukaryota; Fungi; Ascomycota; Sordariomycetes; Magnaporthales; Pyriculariaceae
Exons: 4
Coding region: 917-1519 (200 amino acids)
Source: RefSeq, a predicted model, not a curated record